Molecule: messenger RNA, 992 nt
Organism: Hibiscus syriacus
Lineage: Eukaryota; Viridiplantae; Streptophyta; Magnoliopsida; Malvales; Malvaceae
Product: E3 ubiquitin-protein ligase ATL41-like
Exons: 1
Coding region: 56-751 (231 amino acids)
Biological process (GO): protein ubiquitination
Source: RefSeq, a predicted model, not a curated record
CUCCGAUAAACUGAUUUAUAUUAAGGUUCCAUUGAUGAGAAACUAAGCCAAAACUAUGGGUUCGGAAGAUGAUGAUGACGACCAGACCUUCGGUGUCACCCGCAGGAUCAUGUUGGCGGCGGUGGGAUCUUUGGUCGGAGUCGUGAUGCUCAUGAUCAUACUCCAUCUCUAUGCAAGGUAUCUUCUCAGACGCCAAGAACGGAGACGUCAAGCUGAACUUUACAGUUUGAGAACUGAUCGAAUCACAACGGCAGAUGAAAUUCGCAUCAUCGAACCGCCCAAGUCGGGGCUCGACCCUUUGGUUAUAGCUUCAUUGCCGAUGUUCACAUACACUGGUCAGGUCGAUGAGCCGACAGAAUGCUCGGUUUGUCUAGGGAACAUUACGGAGGAGUCCAUGAUUAGGCUUUUACCGAAUUGUAACCACGUAUUUCACGUGCAGUGUAUAGAUACGUGGCUUGGGUCACACACGACUUGUCCCAUAUGUCGCACCGCCGCUGAACCGUCAGUUCAGCCGGUGAACGUCGAGUCGGUCGACAGGGUUCGAGCAACGGCUCCUCCGAUAGAGGAGAAUGCGUCCCAGAGUGCUACCCAAGUGGAAAAGGACGGUGGACCAUCGGGUUCAGGUUCAGGAUCAGGAUCAGGAUCACGAUUUGGUUCCUUCAGAUGGAUGCUUGGAAGGCAGAGAUCAUCAAACAGGAUUCAAAGCUUUGAAGAUCAUGAAACUGGCAGUGCUCAAAAUUUGGAGAGGUAAUGUGUAGGGUUUCAAAUAGCGGUCGCGGUCAUGUUUUCGAAUAUUUUGAGUUUACUGUGAUUGUGGCCGUUGCGGGCUUGGGCUCUAUUACGGGUAACUCGGACGACGGUAAAACUGCUAUAUCGCGGACGAAAUCACGUUUUCGGAAUGUGAUUUGAAACUCUGGUAAUGAGUAUAAUAUCAUUGAAAAUUGAUCUGUUUUAGAGAUACUGUGAAAUUGUUUUAUGGAGAUUUUCUUUUC